This is a messenger RNA of Vespa velutina, 894 nucleotides long. RefSeq lists its product as uncharacterized. NCBI's taxonomy places the organism in Eukaryota, Metazoa, Arthropoda, Insecta, Hymenoptera, Vespidae. Gene Ontology annotation, biological process: transcription initiation at RNA polymerase III promoter; transcription by RNA polymerase II. The record is from RefSeq and is a predicted model, not a curated record. Gene Ontology annotation, cellular component: nucleus. The coding region runs from base 449 to 829 and encodes 126 amino acids. The transcript has 2 exons.
AUGUAUACUCAUCUUUUUUUUUUUUCUUUUCUUUUUUUCAACGACGAUUAAUUAUCCCUGUAUGUAAGUAAAUACAUUAAAAAUAUAUAGGAUUACUUCUCGAUUUAUCCCGGAAUUACAUGGAGUUUGGCAUGAAUGUAAUGCAACAACAUAAAGUCACUCAUUCUUGCAGAACGAUUCGACGUCGAUUGGUCAAUGAAUAUUUACCUAUAUAACGCUGCCAUCGUUUCGUCAUUUUUGCCUUCUAUUGGUUCGUCGUGAUACAAUACAACGACGGUAGCGCCAUCUUAUCAACCAUAAUGUAAAAACAAUAUUCUAACCUCUUGUUUGAAAUUACCUUCUUACUUGUGUCAUAUCUUUUUUUUUUGGAUAUAUUUAGAUAUAUUCUCAUGAUCAAUUUAUAUCAUUCAAAAGGCAUGAUUGUAAUUAUAAAUUUGAAACUUUAAAAAUGGAUAAAGAUAUUAAUACGAAUAGAAAACUUAAUGAGUGGAUAAACUUUCAGAAACAACUUUUAGAAGAGAAAAAUUUUCUCACAGAUGUAUUAUCUAAACUUGACAAACAGAUACACGCACUUCAGGUUGAACAGUUACACUUAUUAAGUGUUAUAAAUACAAAAAGUAAUGCCAGUGAUAUUUGCAAAGAUACAGAUCAAGCUUUAUCCUUGCAACCAACAAAUAGCGAUCAGCCUACAAAACAAAAACCUCUAGAUUUAUCAGUACCUGUUUUAAUGGAUUUUAAAGAAGAAGAAAGUGAAGACGAUAAUUAUGACGAACUGGAUGACGAACUUGAUGAUGUACUAGAUGAUGAAAUGGAUGAACAAUGGAUGUAAUGAACUAAUGUCAUCAAAUCAUUUUGUACAUACAUAGAUUAAAUAAAAUGAACAUACAAAUUUAA